AUCCCGGAACACCCACACUUUCACACAAAAACACACACUAGUAACCAUCCAUGACUACCUCCAUUAACGGACCUCCACUUAGCUUCAUCGUUUCAUUCUUUCUCUGCGCUGUCAUCUUCAGAUCUGGUGUUGUUCUGUGUGAAUCAGUUCCCGGACUUUACAUAUUCGGAGACUCAUUGGUUGACGUCGGAAACAACAACUACCUAGCUCUAUCCCUCGCCAAAGCUAAUUUUCCACACAACGGCGUCGAUUUUCCGACCGGGAAGGCUACCGGAAGGUUUAGUAAUGGAAAAAAUGCUGCCGAUUUUUUAGCUGAGAAGGUCGGAUUACCGUCCGCACCGGCGUAUCUAUCAUUGGUGUCGAAAUCAAAAAAGCUGAGCAGCUCCAAUGCGACGGUUACCGGAAUCAGUUUUGCAUCUGGCGGUGCCGGAAUCUUCAAUGGAACAGAUGAACUAUUUAAACAAUCCAUUCCAUUAACAAAGCAAGUGGAGUUCUACUCUCUGGUUCAUGACCAACUGGUUCAGCAACUUGGUGCAGCCGCUGCUCAAACCCACUUAUCCAAGUCCCUAUUUCUCAUCAUUAUUGGAAGCAAUGAUCUCUUUGGCUACUUCAAUAAAGAUUCCAAUGUUUCCAAACAAUACACCCCACAACAAUAUGUUGAUCUCAUGGUCUCCACUCUCAAAUCACUCAUCAAGAAAAUGCAUGGAUUGGGAGCUCGUAAAUUUGUGGUAAGUGGAGUUGGAGUGAUCGGUUGUUGUCCGGCACAAAGGAAGCAGAACAACACCGAGUGCAAGGCAGAAGCAAAUUAUUGGUCUAAAAAAUACAACGACGGUCUGCAAGCUUUGCUAAGGGAACUGAAAUCAGAAUUAUCAGAUAUUAACUACUCCUAUUUUCAUUUAUACGAUGCCAUGAACGGCGUCAUUCAACAUCCUCAAAAUUACGGAAUUACGGAGAUAAAAGCGGCUUGUUGUGGACUUGGCAACCUAAAAGCCGAUAUCCCUUGCAUUCCAGUUUCAACUUUUUGCACGAACCGGAAAAACCAUCUUUUCUGGGACCUUUACCAUCCGACAGAAACAGCAUCUGGUAUUUUUGCAGGCAUUAUCUAUGGUGGAUCGCCACAAUUUACAAACCCAAUGAAUGUAGAACAACUCGUUAAAGCGUGAAUGCAGAACACACACACAGAGAGUUUGAUUCACGUGAGAGUAGUCUGUUUUCGUGAAACCCAUGAGACUUUGUCUUUACACUUGAAACUUCACAAGAAAAUAUUGUAAAGGUAAAAGAAAAUCCGAACCACCUUCACAGUGUUUUUACUAUGAAAUUUCAAGUGUAAUAAUAUGGUCUCACAUGUCUCACUAAAAUAAAUUGGUCUCACAUGAUUCCAAAUCUAUAUAUAUUCAUUGUAUGUUUUUGUGAAAGAGAAUAUGAAGAAAUAGUUAAAGUAUAUGUAUACAUGUAAUGUGUAAGCAUCAGUUUAUCCAAUCAUUGUAAUUCAAUUAUGCAAUGAAAAAUGAAACAAUUCAUGCAAUUUAAGCUU
Cynara cardunculus var. scolymus (artichoke) is the source of this 1534-nucleotide messenger RNA. RefSeq names its product GDSL esterase/lipase At5g55050. NCBI's taxonomy places the organism in Eukaryota, Viridiplantae, Streptophyta, Magnoliopsida, Asterales, Asteraceae. Gene Ontology annotation, molecular function: hydrolase activity, acting on ester bonds. The record is from RefSeq and is a predicted model, not a curated record. The transcript has 5 exons. The coding region runs from base 51 to 1163 and encodes 370 amino acids.